GCCCCGCUGGCCCUUGUCAGCUGCCGGGCGGAGGCUAGGUCAGGAUCAUGACUGGUCCGGAAAGGUUUCCUGGGCAGCCGGGGCAGCGAGGCUUGGGAUGAAAGAAGCUGGGCAGAUGCAAAAUCUGGAGAGCGCGGGGGCUGGGCGGUCAGUCAGCACCCAGACUGGCAGCAUGACUGGUCAAACACCAAGGCUUUCUAAAGUCAACCUUUUUACUCUGCUCAGUCUCUGGAUGGAGCUCUUCCCAGGAGUAGAAGGCCAGAGAGAAAAAUCUCAGAAAAAUGAAGAGGAAAAGUGUGGACCCUUGGGAGAUAAUGAAGGGGUGAAUAAAGUAUCUCCUGACAAAAACCAGGUGAAGAAAACUGGUCUUGUGGUGGUGAAAAACAUGAAAAUUGUUGGUUUACAUUGUUCUAGUGAAGAGUUACAUGCUGGGCAAAUUGCUCUUAUAAAACACGGAUCAGCGCUGAAAAACUGUGAUCUUUAUUUUUCCAGAAAACCAUGUUCUACUUGUUUGAAGAUGAUCGUAAAUGCUGGAGUUAACCGGAUUUCGUAUUGGCCUGCUGAUCCAGAAAUAAGUUUGCUUCAUGAAGCAUCUAGUUCUGAAGAUGCCAAAUUAGAUGCAAAAGCCGUGGAAAGACUGAAGUCUAACAGUCGGGCCCAUGUGUGCGUCUUACUCCAACCUUUAGUGUGUAGUAUGGUGCAGUUUGUAGAGGAGACCUCUUACAAAUGUGACUUUAUUCAAAAAAUUACAAAAACAGUGCCAGAUGCUAAUGCUGACUUUUAUUCUGAAUGUAAACAAGAAAGAAUAAAAGAAUAUGAAAUGGUAUUUUUGGUUUCAAAUGAAGAAAUGCAUAAACAAAUUCUGAUGAUGAUAGGCCUGGAGAACCUCUGUGAAAAUCCAUACUUUAGCAAUCUAAGGCAAACCAUGAAAGACCUUAUCCUACUUUUGGCCACAGUAGCUUCCAGUGUGCCCAAUUUUAAACACUUCGGAUUCUACUGUAGCAAUCCAGAACAGAUUAAUGAAACUCGCAAUCAAAGCUUGCCACAAGAAAUUGCAAGGCACUGCAUGGUUCAGGCCAGGUUAUUGGCAUAUCGAACUGAGGAUCACAAAACAGGAGUUGGGGCUGUGAUUUGGGCAGAAAGGAAAUCUAAAGGUUGUGAUGGAACUGGCACAAUGUACUUUGUAGGAUGUGGCUAUAAUGCCUUUCCUGUUGGAUCAGAGUAUGCUGACUUCCCACAUAUGGAUGACAAGCAGAAAGACAGAGAAAUAAGGAAAUUCCGAUACAUUGUACAUGCGGAACAGAAUGCCUUGACAUUUAGGUGUCAAGAAAUAAAACCAGAAGAAAGAAGUAUGAUUUUUGUGACCAAGUGCCCAUGUGAUGAAUGUGUACCUUUAAUUAAAGGUGCAGGCAUAAAACAAAUCUAUGCAGGGGAUGUAGAUGUUGGUAAAAAGAAGGCAGACAUUUCUUAUAUGAAGUUUGGGGAACUGGAGGGUGUUAGCAAAUUUACGUGGCAGAUUAAUCCAUUGGAAGCUUAUAGUCUUGAAGAAAAUGAGCCUGAAAAGAAAGAAAGAAAUAAAGGAAAACGUAUGGACCUGAUUAAAGGAUGUAUAUUCAGUGACAGUGCUUGAGGAGAACAAUUAUAAUGUUCCGGGUCUUAGCGAAAAGGCUACAGAAAGAACUACUCCUAAAAAGAUGAAUUACUUUAUCUGUGUUAAAACUAAGAACUGCUCAUCAAAAGAUACCAUUGGGAGAGCCGUGAAAUAGAAGACAUUUUCCACUUACAGUCAACAGAGGGCACUCACUCAGCAUUUCUCCUACCUAGCUCUCUAAGACAAGGAAGGAAGCCAUGCCUUGGUUAAAGUCCUGGAGACAGCAAGGAGGGCAUCAGAGGACAGCUGCUGCUUUGCUGGCCAUGUUUCAUUUAUUGACCUAGAGUGGUGAAUUGAAGUGUAAUAUUUGCUUUGUGACAGUUCAUUAAACUAAGUUUGUGUUAUUAAUGCA
Messenger RNA from Perognathus longimembris pacificus (Pacific pocket mouse), 2003 nucleotides. RefSeq names its product cytidine and dCMP deaminase domain containing 1 (gene Cdadc1). Gene Ontology annotation, biological process: dTMP biosynthetic process; dUMP biosynthetic process. The record is from RefSeq and is a predicted model, not a curated record. The transcript is spliced from 10 exons. Gene Ontology annotation, molecular function: zinc ion binding; dCMP deaminase activity. Gene Ontology annotation, cellular component: cytoplasm. NCBI's taxonomy places the organism in Eukaryota, Metazoa, Chordata, Mammalia, Rodentia, Heteromyidae. Bases 98 to 1630 code for a protein of 510 amino acids.